AGCCCCUAAAUAAUAAUAUACGGUUUCAUCCACUAUAUCAUCCAUCUCCGUGUACUCACAUUCCACCACCGUCCUCCGGCCACCGCUCGCCGCUCAUUCCUCCGAUCGACGUCGAGAGUCGAAGUAAAUGGCUGGCACACCCAUGUUGCCACCUAACUUGGUGGCAGGUAGUGGUAACAUGGAAGGAAAUGCUGCAGCCGCUACCCCGACACUUGGCACAGACAUGACCGGAAUAUGCUUUAGGGAUCAGUUAUGGUUAAACACGUAUCCACUUGACCACAAUCUUGUCUUUGAUUACUUUGCACUUUCUCCUUUCUAUGAUUACACUUGCAACAAUGAGCAACUCAGGAUGCGGUCAAUUCAUCCCUUGGAUAUUUCUCAUCUUUCAAAAAUGACAGGAAUAGAAUUCAUGGUGAGCGAAGUUAUGGAGCCACACCUAUUUAUGAUGCGCAAGCAGAAGAGGGACGGUCCCGAGGUCACUCCAAUGCUAACCUACUAUGUGCUUGACGGUUCAAUAUACCAAGCACAACUUUGCAAUGUCUUUUCAGCUCGGGUUGGACGUGCUUUAUAUUAUAUAUCAAAGGCUUUUACAACUGUAGCCUCAAAGUUGGAGAAGGUUGGUUAUGUGGACUCAGAGGAUGAUAGCACAUCACAUGAACCAAAGGCUGCUAAGGAGACGAUUGACUUUAAGGAAGUCAAACGGGUAGACCACAUUCUUGCCUCGUUGCAACGCAAGCUUCCGGCUGCACCACCACCACCGCCAUUCCCGGAGGGUUACACACCACCAUCGACCGCAAAAGGAGAACAAGGCCCUGAAACCGAGCAAGCAGACCCUUCGAUUGACCCCAUUCUUGACCAAGGUCCAGCCAAAAGAACAAAAUAUGCUUAAUCUUGGUUACUUUAAUCUUGAACAAGUAAGAUUUAUAGCAGUGGCGGACCUAGAAAUUUUUUCAUGGGGGUGCGGAAUAUUUUUAAAGAUUU
Molecule: messenger RNA, 981 nt
Organism: Helianthus annuus (common sunflower)
Lineage: Eukaryota; Viridiplantae; Streptophyta; Magnoliopsida; Asterales; Asteraceae
Product: mediator of RNA polymerase II transcription subunit 6
Exons: 6
Coding region: 128-889 (253 amino acids)
Biological process (GO): regulation of transcription by RNA polymerase II
Cellular component (GO): mediator complex; core mediator complex
Molecular function (GO): transcription coactivator activity
Source: RefSeq, a predicted model, not a curated record